Molecule: messenger RNA, 1730 nt
Organism: Orbicella faveolata
Lineage: Eukaryota; Metazoa; Cnidaria; Anthozoa; Scleractinia; Merulinidae
Product: gem-associated protein 5-like
Biological process (GO): spliceosomal snRNP assembly
Cellular component (GO): SMN complex; nucleus
Molecular function (GO): mRNA 3'-UTR binding; protein binding
Source: RefSeq, a predicted model, not a curated record
UAUUCUUAUUUUGAUGUAACCAGCGGUGCCUCGCCUUGGAUGGCCAACAACAAUUCCAACAAGUGGUUUGUUCUGUGUGCUAUAGAGGCUUGGUAUCAUUCUGGCGCCUUUAGGCCUGACUUGGUAGCUACUCUGUAUGAAACACUCAAAAGCUAUUAUGAAACCAUCUCAACUGGAACUGAAACUACGCCUGAGAUCUUAUCCAGGAUUUCUCUGGAGAUAACGCUUGGACUGUUGUCGGCGCUUAGAGGCGAUCUUUACAGUACUUGCCAAUAUUGGCUGCAGGCUCUGUCUCACUGCAGCAAACACUGCCUGUUUGUCUUGCAGCGGGAGCUCUGCUGUAUGUUACUGCCACACGGAACUCAAUCUUUGGAAAAUCUUCUCGGUUUAAGCCAUGAACUACGCAGUGUGGACGACUCUGAUGAGUCCAAGAAAGAAGAAAGUUUCACGCAGUUCUUUCUGCAUUUCCACGCGUUUUAUUGCAAGGCUCUAAUGAUUGAAAUAUGGUAUAGAUGCCCUAAUAUAUUGAGAAUUUUUAAACCUCAUCAAGACGUAUCUGUUGAGGUUAAAAUGGAAAGCGAGACAAGCAGUUCUAUCUGCGAGAGUUCGGCCAAUCUGGAGGACGAGUUGUCGCCGAAAACUGAGCUAAACAAGUUCGGAAAUGCUGUGGCAAUUUCCGACUAUAGUGGUGAUGAGAAAGUUGGAAAAGAAAUUCCCGAAGUAGGAGUAGAUCUGGUUGCUGUCGAUGAAGACAUUAGAAGCAAAGUUGACACAAAAGAACCAUUCUCGUCCAGAAAGCGUAAUCUUGUUGAGAAACAAGACUUGAAAUCGACAUUGCAGAAGGUCAAAGAGGUUUUGCUUUCAGAUCAUCAGGCGAAAGUAAGUAAUCUGAGGGAUCUUCUCACUGAGAUCAGAAAGGCAAUGUUGCUGAAGAGGUCAAAGCAAUUCUUCCAGAUGAACUCAGCUGGCAGCAAAUUGAACCAAAAGAAAAAGAAAGCGAAAGCUCAACCUGCUCACGAGGCUCAGCCGCUGGGCUUUUCUCCAAGUUCCAGUGAAGGGGAUCCAACAGGCGAGGCAGCUAGCAAGAAAAGUUCAAGUGAACCUGUAGAAAGUACUCAAACUGAGUCAAGAGAAGAUGAAGGUGCUGCUCCUACUGGGCAUUCUGGAUCGCAGGUGGAAGUGGCUGGAAUGGAUGCCAAAGACACACUUUUGGGCAAUGAGGGAGAGAAACAGGGCGAGGGCAGUAAUGACCGUGCAACCCUUGGAGGGCUUUCUGCUGAACUAAGGACAGUCCCAGCGACUGAGACAGACACUAAGGAUUUGACGACGGUGGACGGAAAACUUCCAAUCGAUUUGAGAUACGUGGUAAUUGAAACCAGCUUGGAAUCACUAACGGAGGAAGAAGAACGAGUCCUAGGGGAAAUUGAGCAGCUUGAGUUUAAGAAUCUUCCCUUUCCGUCGCCGUUGGAGUCUGCUUUGACAAUGGUAAACCUUUGCGCACGCCCAGAUGGUCUUCCUGUACGUGCCCCUGACCUUCGUACACUGGGGAUGAAUGUUUUGCUCUGGGCGCAGCGUUAUGCUCAAACCUCCACUGAUCUUAAAGGUGUAAAGACGCUGAAUCGGAUAUAUGACUCAAGGAAGGAAGUGUAAGGGCAAUUUACACAUCUUUGACAUCCCUGCUCUGUUGUUUUGAAGUGCUGAUAAGAAGCAAUAAAGCGUUGAAUUCAAGA